Molecule: messenger RNA, 1230 nt
Organism: Emiliania huxleyi CCMP1516
Lineage: Eukaryota; Haptophyta; Isochrysidales; Noelaerhabdaceae
Exons: 3
Coding region: 1-1230 (409 amino acids)
Biological process (GO): tRNA methylation
Cellular component (GO): cytoplasm
Molecular function (GO): tRNA methyltransferase activity
Source: RefSeq, a predicted model, not a curated record
AUGCCACCAACGACGUCCGGAUGUGCAUGCGCGCUCGUCGAUCCGCAGGCGGCUGAGGCGCUUCGCCGGCGGCUGGACGACUGUGGCUACUUGGACACCGGGCGGCGGGCAUUCCGCGCUGAGAGUGGCGCGGUGGCACUUCCACUCACGGCUGCUGGCGAGGCAUACGCGGUGCAGCACGGCGAGCUAUCGUUGGCUUUCCUGCCGCCGCCCACCACCGACAGGCGCACAAGCGACAAGCGGCAGCGCAUGCACGGGCGCUGCGUCGCCGCCCUGGAGUCAUCUGGGCUGCCGCGUGCGGACGCAGCGCGCCUCUUCCCCGUGCAGUCGCUGCCCUCGAAGUGGGAGAAGCUCGGCGACGUUGCCCUCUUUGCCCCAAGAGGGAUGUUUGAGCCCGGGUCGGGGGCGGCAGAGGCUCUGGCGGCGCUCGCUCCCGCCGCGAGAGAGUCUCUCCUUGCCGCGCUCGCAGCGGAGGCUGGUGCGGCGAGGCUGGGUGUGCAGGGCAGGAUCGGGCAGGUGGAGGAGGCGCUGCACCGCAAGAGCGGCGCGCGCCUGGUGUGGCCGCCGGGUGCCGGCGGCUGGGUGAGUUUCAAGGAGAAUGGCGUCCUGCUCGACGUGUGUCGCUCGAUGUUCAGCUCCGGCAACGGCACCGAGAAGGCGCGCGUGGGCAGCUUCCCGUGCGCCGGCGAGACGGUGUCGCCAGCGGCGCCGAGCGUGAUCUUCUUUCGCCGGGUGGUUGACUUGUACGCCGGCAUCGGCUACUUCACCCUCCCGUACCUCGUCCAUGCCGGCGCGGCGCACGUGCACGCUUGCGAGUGGGACGAGGAUGCUCUCGCCGCCCUCUCGCGCAACGUCGCGGCGAACGGCGUCGAGAGGCGGUGCACGGUGCAUGCGGGCGACAACGUGCAGGCGGCCGCCACGCUGGCGGGCGUGGCCCACCGGGUCAACCUCGGCCUCAUCCCCAGCUCCGAGGCGGGCUGGCCUGUGGCGGUGGCGGUGCUGCUGCCGGAGGGCGGCACGCUGCACGUGCACGCCUGCGUUGGCGCGGGCGCGAGCGAGGAGGACGCGUGGGGUCGGGCGCUUCUCGCGAGGCUCGAGGCGCUCGCGGCGGGGAUGGGGCGGAGAGGCUGGGCGGCGAGGCUCCUCCACCUCGAGCGAGUCAAGUCUUACGCGCCGCGCCUCAACCAUGUCGUCGCGGACGUGCGGCUCGCGCCGGUUCGAGUAGCGUGA